Trypanosoma grayi is the source of this 1695-nucleotide messenger RNA. RefSeq lists its product as hypothetical. The record is from RefSeq and is a predicted model, not a curated record. Bases 1 to 1695 code for a protein of 564 amino acids. Lineage: Eukaryota; Euglenozoa; Kinetoplastea; Trypanosomatida; Trypanosomatidae. The transcript has a single exon.
AUGCUCCUCCGCACGUGUCAGUUCUUUCGAGGUGCCACACCGCGGGAGCUUCGGGCGCAACUGCGGCGUCUCCGGGCGGUAAGCAGUGCAGCAGAAGGGGAGAUUUGUAAGCGCCGGCGUCGCGUCCGCAAGGCCCAGCGGGAGAAUGCUUCCGCUGCAUCCUCAUCAUCCUUUUCUUCUGCUUCAGCGUCAGUGGACUGCGCCGGCGUGCAUGUUGAGUGGCUUCCAAAAAAUGAGGCACUGGAGAGCGCGAUUGCACUGGCGAUCAGCGAGAACCGCGACGCGCGGACGGAGUUGGAGUUCAUGCGUCACUUCCUGACGGCCUCGCUCAUCUCACUGGCUUCUCCUGUUGGCCCCUGGGACCCGUACGACACAAAGCCACAAGUAUUCGCGCUCGAUAACUACAUCGCCCUCCCUGUUUUCACAUCACUGGCGUACCUUCGUCUCUUCUGCAGACGUUUCCACUUUACGGUACGCGACCCUAGUGGGCUGCUGUGGGCCGACGGUCCCGGUGACGCCGCAGAAGAAGAGCGGAAAGGCACGGGACGAGAAACACCGCCAUUGCCUGACGUGUCCAAGAGUGACUGGUGGGGGCGACACGUCCAACAGCAUCUCUUGGAAACCGCACUUGAGCCCACGAAGCAACCUGCGGCUGAACAGGAAGUCACCACUACUGAGAGCGCUGCUGCUAGUGCUUGCACCUCCUGGAUGGACGCAAAUGACAUCUUUGAUGCUGUGGGCGAAACAUCACAUGAGUGCGAUAACAGCACUUGCCAGAAAGUGGAGCACCCCUUUAAAAAGAAGAAACGCCCUUCUCGCACUUGGCGGCAGCACAAUAAGCGCAUCAAGAAGACGACAGAAAACAACAGCGGCAGGAAAGGCAAACAUCCGCAGGGAGGAGGAGUGGAAUCGUCAUCUGAGGAGAAUGCAACACCGAGUCAUGAUGCUGUUCGUGAGGCGUUUUGGUCUAAAGUUUGCACCACAGCUCCGUUCUCCAUUGCGCAGGCAACUCCUCUCCCUAUGUUUGGCCCCUUGCUGCGUCCUUUCUUUGUUGGCUACUUCGCUGAUGUUGAUACCUUACUGCAUAACGCCUCUAUUGUGCCCGAGAGGGUGGAUAUCGUGCUCAACCCGUCCUCUCCCAUCGAGUUUGUUCUCGCGCGGGAGGCGACGGACCGUGUGCUGCACAAGGACCAGCUGCUGCUGCUGGCCUACCGGCGCGUUGAGAAGGAGUUGCGUGGGGAGUUUCACCGCUUUCUGCGUCAUGUCGCCUCAGAAGUGGCGUGGGCGCGGAGCGCCUGCAUUCCUUGCCCCGUGCCGGGGAAACCCGACGAGGUGAAGUACACACUUGCCAUUUUGCUCCAGAGUGACGACAUUGAUCGGACGUUUUCGUGCCUCCGCAGAGCGAAAAACCACUGCCUGCUGAUGGGACACGCUGACCUGGACGUGCUGCCGUGGGAUGCUGCCGCACCGUACGUGCAAGAGGCAUCGACGCUCUUCUACGAGCGGGCUGUGGCGGCAAGUGAUUACAGCUGCGGUUCACAGAGUGCCCUUGGUGUGUUCGAGCAGCGUGGGCCCGUGCAGACCAUCAACGUAGCGCGGCCAGCGGAGAGUUUCUACCACGACCCCACUGCGGCGUACACGGAGGGGCACGCGGUGUUCACUGAGGAGCUGAAGUUGAAGCGGCGCGUGCGCUAA